AUGCUGCAGCUGCAGCAGCAGCAGCAGCAGCAGCUGCAGCAGCAGCUGCAGCAACAGCAAAUGCAGCAGCAGCCAAUAGCAGCAGCAGCAGAAAAUGCAGCAGCAACAAAUGCAGUAGCUGCAGCAGCAGCAGCAGCAGAAACUGCAGCAGCAGCAGCAGCAGCAGCAGCAGCAGCACUGCGUCAUUUUAAGGGGGCAAAGCAAAGCCUCAAGAGAAAUCUGCAGCAGCAGCAGCAGCAGCAACUGCUGCUGCUGCGGCAGCAGCAGCAGUAG
Molecule: messenger RNA, 273 nt
Organism: Eimeria mitis
Lineage: Eukaryota; Apicomplexa; Conoidasida; Eucoccidiorida; Eimeriidae
Exons: 1
Coding region: 1-273 (90 amino acids)
Source: RefSeq, a predicted model, not a curated record